AUGUUCGUGAUUAUGUCACUGUGCAUCCUAACGGUGAUUCUUUCUCAAGAAUUUCGUGAAUGGUUUGUCUCAAAUACAGUCAACAUUUGUCUGAGCAUGUCAGACCAACAGGGAGAUGUAACAUAUCAAGAUCUUCACAAUCGAACACGGCUCUUUCCAUUUUACAACGCAAAUUACAGUGACGAAAUACCCACAGCCUGUGAGUUUCCUAAGAUAAACCCGUAUGAACCUAGUGUCAUGAAAAUUGCAGGAUUGAACAAAAAGACACUCAACUGCGAAGGGAUGUUCAUGCCUGAUCUGACGUUCAUAGAGGGAGACAACACACUUAAGGUUAACAAAAGCAAGGUUGAGAAACAUAUGAGCAAAGACGAGUUUAAAGAAUGCAGAUACACAAAUGUAUAUCGUCAUGAUACAAAUGAUAAUGACUAUCAGUAUUCUAAAUGGUCAGACCCUUUCACUGAGAAAGUAGAACUGCCAAAAGAUGCCGAAUUUUUAAAAGUGGAGUGUACAAACAGGUCAUCUCACGUUGUGUCAAAGACUUUUUAUCAUCUGGUCCCAAAGAAAGAACAGUUCGAUGAGACGGAUUCUCUGAAUCUCAAAAAGCGGCAAGUUAUGAUCGCCCCUAAGGAAACUCUAAAUGUGAUUGUUUUUGGACUGGACACACUAACCAGAAAUCAAUUUCUAAGGGGCUGUAACGACACGUAUUCGUAUUUAAUGAAUACACUAAAUUCAUUUGAUCUAAGUUUACAUUCUCAAGUCGGAGAGAACACAUUCCCUAAUUUUCUUACCCUUUUUACAGGUCACUCAUUUAACGAAGUCAAGAAAUGGUGGACGGAUGAAAACCAUAUGGAUACUUUCGAUCUGAUUUGGCGGAUUUUUGAAAACGCGGGUUAUAAGACAUUGUAUACAGAAGAUUCGCCCUUAGGUGGAGCCUUCCACUAUCUGCGUAAAGGUUUUAUAAAUAAGUUUGCCAGAUAUAACAGUCGUCCGUUGGCUUUGGCCAUUCAGAAAGACAGAGAUACGUUUAGAAAAAAUAUCUAUUGCCUCGGAAACCAGGUAGAACUGAAUUUUCAUCUGGAUUACGUGACUUCCUUUUUGGAUAAAUUUUCUGACAAACCCGUGUUUGCUGUAGCGAUGGUAAGUAAGCCAACACAUGACGAACCCAGUGAUGCUAAGAUGUUCGAUGAGCAUAUUCUCAGGACGUUUAAGUCGUGGAAUGAUAAGGGUCAUUUAAAUAGAUCGGUGCUAAUAUCUUUCUCAGAUCAUGGCGUAAGACAUGGCGGAUUAAGAAAUUCUGUCAACGGGCAUGUUGAAAGCAAGACUCCAUACACAAUUUUAACAUUUCCAGAAUGGUUUCUAAAGAAGUACCCUGACGUGGCAGCAAACUUGAAACGAAAUACCAAACGCCUGACUUCCCAUUUUGACACCCAUGCAACCCUUUUGGAUCUACUCUACUUUAAAAGCUACGCACCACCACCACUUCCUCCUCUUAAACACGGAAUCAGUCUCUUCGACAAGAUCCCUUGGGACAGGACCUGCAAGGACGCACUCAUACCAUCAGAUUUUUGUCUCUGUGGUUACAAAGGUCUUAAGGAAAUUAACCUUUCUUCACAAUUAGCCAGUUCAUUAACCGCGCUUGUAAUCUCGGCACUCAAUUCAAAAACAGACAAAAAUCGUUGCGCUGUGUAUACCCUUGUACAAGUUAUUCGCAUCCUACAAAUAUCUCUUAAUGAUGAGAAUGCCAAGGGGAAACAGCAAACUAUUGUCUACAAGGUCAAAUUAGAGGUAAACCCUGGAGGCGCGUUAUUUGAAGGUAGCGUUUACGAACACAGUAAUGGAACAAAAUGGACAGUAGGUGAUGAAAUUGACAGGUUAAAUCUUUACCGAGGACAAGCGGAUUGCUUAGAAUUUCCAACAUACCGGCCGUUUUGUUAUUGUAAAAAUUUGUUAGCAAAAUGA
Molecule: messenger RNA, 1959 nt
Organism: Candidula unifasciata
Lineage: Eukaryota; Metazoa; Mollusca; Gastropoda; Stylommatophora; Geomitridae
Source: the annotation of a GenBank genome assembly